Messenger RNA from Chionomys nivalis (European snow vole), 686 nucleotides. Its product is annotated as 5-hydroxyisourate hydrolase. The transcript has 4 exons. Gene Ontology annotation, molecular function: hydroxyisourate hydrolase activity. The record is from RefSeq and is a predicted model, not a curated record. Lineage: Eukaryota; Metazoa; Chordata; Mammalia; Rodentia; Cricetidae. The coding region runs from base 77 to 502 and encodes 141 amino acids. Gene Ontology annotation, biological process: purine nucleobase metabolic process.
UGACCCGAGGAGCGUGUUGCGGCUGGCAGGGUGACUGCCUGUGGGUGUUGCACGGACCGGAGCUCCAGGGCAGGACAUGAGCUCCAGGACCGCCCCGCGGCUGAUGACGCUCCAGAGACACCUCGGCUGGCCGCAGACUGGUGCCAUGGCUAUGGAGAACAGCCCACUAACCACUCACGUGCUAGACACUGCCUCGGGGCUCCCUGCCCAAGGCCUCUGCCUCCGGUUGUCUCGCCUGGAGGCCCCUGGCCAGCAGUGGAUGGAGCUGAGGACAAGCUACACAAACCUGGAUGGUCGCUGUCCUGGGCUCCUGACACCAGGCCAAAUAAAACCAGGCACCUACAAGCUGUUCUUUGACACGGAGAGCUACUGGAAGGAGAGGGGUCAGGAGAGCUUUUACCCGUAUGUAGAGGUUGUUUUCACUAUUGCACAGGAGACCCAAAAGUUCCAUGUGCCUCUGCUGUUGAGCCCAUGGUCCUACACCACCUACCGGGGGAGUUAGAGUGGCGCAUUACCUGAGGAAAGCCAUCUGUCCGCCUGGCCCUUUCCCUGACUUAGCCACCUACAGUCAACAACACGGGCUUUGUCCCCGUCAAGGGACGUGCAGUUGCUGCUUGCUGAAGAGAUCCUAGCUGCCCUGGAGUUUCCUAGUGGGCGGCUGUGACUUGGGUGUCAAUAAAGUGAAU